AUGGAAUCUUUGGAAAAUUUGAAGUCAUCUUUUGAUCAAGAUGUUGAAAAAAUGAGACAAUUGGAGAGAGACAGAACUCGUUGUAUUACAAAUAGGAAGCAAUUGGAGAGUCAGAUGACUGAAAAUAAAAUGGUUAAGGAGGAGUUGGAUCGUCUUGAGGAUGGCGCUGAAGUCUUCAAAUUAAUUGGUCCUGUACUUGUUAAACAAGAAUUGGGGGAGGCAAAAGAAAAUGUUCAGAAACGAAUUGAUUAUAUACAAAAAGAAAUGUGA
Meloidogyne enterolobii is the source of this 270-nucleotide messenger RNA. The record is from the annotation of a GenBank genome assembly. Lineage: Eukaryota; Metazoa; Nematoda; Chromadorea; Rhabditida; Meloidogynidae.